Messenger RNA from Drosophila obscura, 1832 nucleotides. RefSeq names its product gastrin/cholecystokinin type B receptor. The record is from RefSeq and is a predicted model, not a curated record. Gene Ontology annotation, biological process: neuropeptide signaling pathway. The transcript has 3 exons. Gene Ontology annotation, cellular component: membrane. Gene Ontology annotation, molecular function: neuropeptide receptor activity. Bases 54 to 1688 code for a protein of 544 amino acids. Lineage: Eukaryota; Metazoa; Arthropoda; Insecta; Diptera; Drosophilidae.
UUGGUGGUUGCUGCUCUCGGCAAACUGUUGCAUACUUGUGGGCGCUGCUGGAAAUGGCGCUCUUGCUUUACACGUGGAAACAGUUGGAGCCGUACUUGAAAUGGGCCUUGGGCAAGAACACCACGGUAACGGAGAGUCCUGCGAGGGAGCCGUAUCCGGGCAUAUUCGUGGGGGACCUCAGCCAGUUGAAUCGUCUCAAGCGGAAUGCCUUUAUGUGCGUUGUGGGCGUCCUGUUUCUAAUGGCAUUCUUUGGAAAUCUGAGCACCAUCUAUGUGAACACCAGAAGGAAGCUGCGUCCAUUCUUUCGGAGCUGCCUGCUCUCGCUGGCUUUCUCCGACCUGGUCUCAAGUGUGUUCUGCAGCGUGUCCUACAUAGCGCAGUUCCAUGCGGAAUAUCUCCAGUUGUGGACCAUUGGCAGCUUUAUGUGCAGGGUUGUGCCCUUUGUGACCACCACAUCGGUGCUCUCCGGCAGCCUGAGCCUCGUGGCCAUUGCGACGGACCGCUACCUGGCCGUGAUGCGGCCAGUGCUGGGUUUCUGGAACCCAGACAUUCGCUUUAGCUGUCUUUGCGUGGCUCUCAUAUGGCUGUGCUCCAUUGGCGCCUCUGCUCCACUGUUGGGCAUUUACGGAUACCAUAAGGUCUAUCUCCUGGAGCUGGAGACCGAGAACCCGCCACAGCAGACAACCGACGACGGAGAGACAGAUGAGAAACUGGAGGUCACAGAAUUGGAGCUGGUCAGCAUGUGCCUGGCGAGCGACCACAAUGAAGGCCUCUUCUACGUCAUGUUGUUCACCCUCAUCUUCCUGCCCUGCAUCGUGAGCUUCCUCUGGCUGAACACGGUGAUAGCGCGGCAGCUCUGGGUGCGGCGCCACUACCACCAACAGCAGCAGGAGCAGCAGCAGGAGCGGCAGCCGGAUCAGGAGGGUAAAUUCAAGUCCCUGCCGGCCAGUAAUGCGGAUCUUCUGAUGCCCUCGACCCUGGCGAGUGCGAUGGGUGUGGCCCUGCCGUUUGUAAUGCACAAGCCUGCCCUGCCCUCAAUUCCUCCCAGCCCACAAGCUCCAAGGAGCACCACGAAUCAGGCGCCAGUGGGUGGCAUGGGACCAGCUGCGCAGGCUCGCGAGGCUCGCCAUCGGCGCAUGGUUGUCGUUGUGCUCCUGAUGAUGGCCGUCUUCAUUUUCCUGCGCCUGCCCGCCUGGAUCUUCUUGAUCAUGCGCCUGUACGGCUCCUACUCCGAGCCCGUCGACUGGCUGCUCUACUUCAGCUUUGGCAUCCUGAAUCUCCUCAGCUGCGCCCUGAACCCGCUCUUCUACACCUUCCUCACCCAGACCAUUCGCACUGUUUCCCUGCUGAAGCAGAAGACAAUGGACCUCCUCUGCUGCCGCCAUCCUGGUCGUGGUCAGGACGGAGCCAUGCCCACGGAACACUCGCAGCCGGCCAAGCCCUGCAGCCUGUGCUGGUGGUGCUGCUGUGGCCUCCCACAGCUGACCAUCACCUGGCGCUGUUAUCCUGCGCACGAUCCGCCACCGACCACCGAAGUACGGCAAGUGGAGCAGUCUGCCCAGCGGCAAGUCGAGAUGGAGGCAGAUCCGAGCAACCUGCAGCGCGUCUUCAGCUUCAAGCACGACGUAUUCACCGUCUACAAUCGCCGCGACGAUUCCCAGAGUGCGUCAAUCGAGUCCUCCGCCUGAUAGGCAUCGUCAUAAAUCACUCGAGUGCAUUGACACAGACAGACGGGGCGCAAACGGUUAGCAGAAAUUGAUUAAUGGAGUGCACAAUCCAGACCUCGAAAAUUAUUGUCACGGCCACUGAUAGCCACCAAACCCUGCCCAAAU